Messenger RNA from Scutellospora calospora, 331 nucleotides. The record is from the annotation of a GenBank genome assembly. Lineage: Eukaryota; Fungi; Glomeromycota; Glomeromycetes; Diversisporales; Gigasporaceae.
AUGUGCGAUAAUAAUAAACCUGAUCAAAAGCGGGGUCAUCAUAUAAUACCACCUGGAUACCCCAAUAACAGUUUAUCCGUUGCUCUUCAACUACCAAGAUCGCUGAAAUUAAAAACGAUUGCUUUAAAUGAAUUAGCUAUUGAUCGUAAUGGUGCACGAACCGUUAUAUGUUGCAAUUUUAACAUUAAUGAACCAACAGAAAGAUGCCAACAAUUCGGUUUCUGUUAUAAUGAAGAAAAAUCCAGAGGCAAUCUUUCAGAAUCAAUUUUUGACGAAUUAAAUAAAUUUCCGACAAAAAAGAAUCAAAAUCCAGAUAAUAUCAUCGAUUGGU